AUGCUCGCUGAAGAAGAAACAGAUUUCGACUUCGACGGUUUGGAGGACGAAUUUGGCCCAUAUCCUUUUGCAGAUUAUUGGGUAACUGUUAGCCGAGUCACUUAAGAAUUAAUAAAAGGAACUGAAUACAGGAUAUCAAAGAAUUGAGCGAAUUCAUCGGAGGAUUCGAGAAGUGGAAUCUUCUGAACGUGCUUUGCAAGACGAGAGUGAUUGGGUAUCUGGACGAGAAGACAAAGAUCCGACUGGCGAGAUGCUCGAAAUCCGAUUACGAUAAUGUCAAGAUGGUUCCCGCGUACAUUCACACAAUAUCCCUUACGGAUAACCAGCGAAUGAGGUUCGAAUACCAGUGGGAACCCUUUGUAAGUCCUCAGUUUUUGGGAGAACAGCCAAAUAGAAAGCACGAUUUUCAGGACAACGCAACUGUGAAGUUUCAAUUCGGCAGUUGCGACGACGAUAGAAAACAUGUCGAAUUGGUGUUCUCGCCGCUCGGAGAAGACACCCAAUUGAGAUGGAUCGACUAUGAACGUCAUCGUGACGGAGCGCCAGUCAGCCACGUCAUCAGGAAGUGCAACUACUCGGAAGAGGCGGUGAAAUGCGCUGAGCAGUGGCUGAAGAAGUGCAAGUUCGGAGUGGAUGGAAUUGAUGUUCAGAUGGUGAACAACCCGCCGCAGAACUAUUCGAUUGAACCGCUGCCCUUCUGCCAGAACAUUCGACUUAGAGCGAAUAGCGAGAACGAGCUGCGGUGGUGGAUGGGGAAGUUGCCCGAGAAGAUAAAGAACAUCCACAUCUACGAAGGCAACCGAGAUGACGCCGUGCUCUCCGCAGACUUUCUGUCACUUCCACAACUGAUGAACGCCCAGAAGAUCUCCUUCCACGAGAGAUGUGCGUACACCGAUCAGCAGUUUCUCGACUUGAAAUCAAAAAUGAUUCGCUUCAAUUCAAUGCACAUUACGGAUAAAGGCAUCAAUCAGUUCAUCCGGGUUCGUCCAUCGAAAGAAUGUCUCUUCCGAACCUGUCCAUUUCAGAGAUGGGUCAACGGCGGAGGAAUUGAAGAUUUCGGAACGGCCGAAUUGUUGGCCGCUCGGCCCGAGAAUGAUAAUCACACGGAAAUCACGUUUGGCUUGGCUUUCUGGGAGUGGAAUCCAAAGUUCAAACAGGAUAAGUAAGUGGAAACACAAUAUCUCCAUGCGUCUCCUUCUAUUUCAGCCACGAAUUCUGCCAGAAAUUCGGAAGGUUGCACGGCGUCGGAACGUGCUAUCAAGUGCCCAGCCGAGUCGAUUCUCUUCAAAGUCUGACCGUUUGCAUUUCGACCGAAUGCGUCACGAUUUCGGCAACCGGGAAGAGGGAUCCAAGGCAGAAUCGCACGACAUUCGAAGUUCCGUCGGUAAUAGAUUUGCGAUAA
This is a messenger RNA of Caenorhabditis sp. 36 PRJEB53466, 1402 nucleotides long. The record is from the annotation of a GenBank genome assembly. NCBI's taxonomy places the organism in Eukaryota, Metazoa, Nematoda, Chromadorea, Rhabditida, Rhabditidae.